AUGCGGUCUUACAAAUCGCAUAAUAAUGAUGAGAAUCUUAAUCAACAACUAAAAGGGAAAUAUCUGAACCCUCUAGAUCCAUCUUUACCUAAUUCUAAGGCAACGAAUAUAUCGAGAUCUCAUCUACCUUUGAGCCAGCAACAUCCAAGAGAAGCAUUGAGCGAUGUAACGGCGCAGACAAAUUACAAGUCGCGGUUUAAGAGCCUGUCUGUGUCAUCAUACCAUCACCAGCAGCAACACCUGCUGCAGCACUCUCAUCAUAGCAGCGGUAGUAGUAGCGGCAGUAUCAGCCAUGGAAUAACAAAUGCCAAAUUAACUCAGUCCAAGAUACAGUACUAUAAUGAGACAAUGCAGUAUAAUAUUCAUCAGUACAAGAAACCAAGAUUGGAAAAAGUGCUGGGGAUAGAGGAUGAGGAGUCAACCGAUGAAGAGAGUAAAACUCAAAGAAACUACAGUGGCGAUGAUGAAGACAAAGAGAAUGUAAGUCAAAAAUUGUCUCAUGAUGGACUCCUACAGUUGCAGCAGCAGCAGCAACAACAACAGGACUAUUCGAUGCAUUUUACAGAAGAGAUUUAUGAAGAUGAAAAUGAACCUUUAGUACGAAGUAGUAAAAAUAUUGACAGGAUAGAUAAUGAGAAUUAUGAAAUAGUAGAAGAAGCAGAAGAAGAAGAGGAAGAAGAGGUCGGUGAUAGUGAUGAUGGCGGUGACGGUGACGGUGGUCGUCGUCGUCGUCGUUGCGAAGAAGAAGAAGAAGAAGAAGAAGAAGAAGAUGAUGAUGAUGAAGAUGAUAUCAAUAAUAAUAAUAAUAAUAAUAAUGAGGAGGAUGAGUAUAUCGACGAAACUACCAUCAAACAAGAUAUCCCUACUUCUUCAGGUAUUACUCAUCAACCACGGUUGUCCCGCGCCUCUAACAAGCACCAACCAAUGAAACCUGUGUGGACACCUCAAAUCAUUAGUGAAAUGAAAUAUAUUAUUGCCAAAUACUCGAGAGACACUUUGGAUCCUAAUGACGAAGAUACUUAUGAUGCAAGCAUGGUUGCCGAAUACGCACCUGAAAUAUUCAACUAUAUGCGUAAAUUGGAAAUCAAAUAUACACCAAAUGCAAACUAUAUGGAUAUUCAAACCGAACUAAGAUGGGAAAUGAGAGCUGUGCUAAUCGAUUGGGUUGUUCAGGUACAUAGUAAAUUCAACUUACUAGCAGAGACUCUUUUCCUCACAGUUAACUAUAUUGACCGGUUUCUUUCCAAAAAAAAAGUGUCAUUGUCAAGGUUUCAAUUAGUUGGAGCAGUGGCAUUUUUCAUUGCAGCUAAAUAUGAAGAGAUAAAUUGCCCCACAAUACAAGAAGUUGCAUUCAUGGCCGAUAACGCUUACACGAUUGAUGAAUUUUUAAAAGCCGAACGAUUUAUGAUUGAUGUACUAGAAUUCGAUAUGGGAUGGCCUGGUCCGAUGUCGUUUUUAAGGAGAACUUCAAAAGCCGAUGAUUACGAUUACCAGACUCGUACAUUGGCUAAAUAUUUCCUUGAAAUAACUAUAAUGGACUCGAGAUUCGUAGCACUGCCUCCAAGCUGGCUAGCGGCGGGUGCUCAUUAUAUUUCAAGAUUCUUACUAAAUAGAGGAGAAUGGACCGAGUUGCACGUCUUCUACAGCGGAUACACUGAAAAACAAUUGAGACCUUUAGCAGAACAAUUAUUGGAAAAUUGCAAGUACCCAGAAAAAAACCAUAAAGCAAUAUUUGAAAAGUACCAAGAAAGGAGAUUCAGAAGAAGUUCAAUAUUUGUUGAAGAGUAUCUUGAAAGUUUGCGUUGA
Lodderomyces oxycetoniae is the source of this 1806-nucleotide messenger RNA. It is a transcript of the gene CLB4, whose product is annotated as B-type cyclin. The transcript has a single exon. The coding region runs from base 1 to 1806 and encodes 601 amino acids. Lineage: Eukaryota; Fungi; Ascomycota; Pichiomycetes; Serinales; Debaryomycetaceae. Gene Ontology annotation, cellular component: cyclin-dependent protein kinase holoenzyme complex; nucleus; spindle pole body. The record is from RefSeq and is a predicted model, not a curated record. Gene Ontology annotation, molecular function: cyclin-dependent protein serine/threonine kinase regulator activity. Gene Ontology annotation, biological process: mitotic cell cycle phase transition; regulation of cyclin-dependent protein serine/threonine kinase activity.